GCCCCCGUGCUCCUCUUCCUCUUCCUCAUCCCACCCAACCCUCCCCCUCAAAUCUCCCGAACCCCGGCUCCGUCCCACCCAGCCCCGGCGAGAUCAGAUGCCGGCGCGCCGCUGAUCGCGGAAGCGGGAGUGGAGGAGCUAGGGGCGAUGCGGGCGAGCCGGCCAGCGGUCCACCCUGUGGAGGCGCCGCCGCCGCCGCCGACGGCGCCGGCGCAGCCGCAGGGGGAGGUGGAGGGCGUCGCGCACCCGCGUGGGGUACGAAUGAAAGACCCGCCGGGGGCGCCGGGGACGCCCGCGGGGCUCGGCCUCCGCCUCGCGCAAGCAUUCUUCGCAGCCGCCGCGCUCGCCGUCAUGGCGUCCACCAACGAUUUCCCGUCCGUCUCGGCCUUCAGCUACCUUGUUGCGGCAGCCAUUUUGCAAUGCUUAUGGAGCCUUUCACUAGCCUUUGUGGAUGCUUAUGCACUUCUUGUCAAACGUUCUUUAAGGAAUCCCCAAGCAGUUUGUAUAUUUACCAUUGGAGACGGGAUCACGGGAACACUCACGUUGGGUGCGGCAUGUGCAUCAGCAGGCAUAACUGUUCUCAUUGGUAACGAUCUUAACAUAUGCGCAGAAAAUCACUGUGCAAGUUUUGAGACUGCCACCGCAAUGGCUUUCAUCAGCUGGUUUGCACUCGCGCCAUCCUGCAUCUUUAAUUUCUGGUCAAUGGCCUCCAGAUGAGGAUGUAGAAGGCAGAAAACAUAAUAUUUUGGAUUGUUUGUGCACUGGUUUAUGGUUUGUGACCACAGUACAGCUAAUUAUAAUACAACCAGGAAUUGAUGAAUGGCUUCGGAAUGUAGCAUGUGGCCGAAUUGUGUGUACAAAAUAGUGGAAUGUUUUUCUUUUUGUAUCGGAGAGGGAUGUUCUAAAGCUCUGCAAUUGUUGUUCUUUAAACCCUUGUAUGAGGCUUCUUGUAACCUGGAAUGUAGCAUAUAUAGCUUGAGAUAAUGGCUUUUCUGUAA
Molecule: messenger RNA, 998 nt
Organism: Phragmites australis (common reed)
Lineage: Eukaryota; Viridiplantae; Streptophyta; Magnoliopsida; Poales; Poaceae
Product: CASP-like protein 5A3
Exons: 3
Coding region: 148-717 (189 amino acids)
Cellular component (GO): membrane
Source: RefSeq, a predicted model, not a curated record